AUGUCGGACACCAUGAACGCCAUCGUCAUCAGCAAGUUUGGCGGUCCCGAGGUACUUGAGUACAAAACAGUGCCCAAGCCGACUGUACGAACUGGCGAGGUUCUCAUUGCUGUCAAAGCCUUCGGAUUAAAUCAUGCCGAGAUGCAUAUGCGCAAGGGGGAAUGGGACGAAUGGAACCCUGUGACGGGCUUGGAAUGCGUCGGCGUUGUUGAAGCUUGCCCGGGCAAUGAGUUCCGCAUUGGGGAGACCGUCGUCGGUGCGAUGGGUGGCAUUGGCAGAAACCGACCAGGUGGCUACGGCGAGUUUGUAGCCAUCCCUGCCACCAAUGUUAUUGCCGUACAGACGAAACUGCCGUGGGAGCAGCUUGCCGCCAUCCCCGAAGUUUACAUUACCGUCUGGACGUGUCUCUUCACUAUCCUCAACCUUCAGCCGGGUGAGACGCUGCUGAUCCGAGGUGCUACGUCCACUCUUGGGCAAGCUGCUGUGAAACUGGGCGUGCACGCGGGUGCCAAGGUUUCUGCAACCACUCGCCGAAAAGAAAGAUUCGACUUGCUGCGGGGGAUGGGUGCUACAGAGACACUCAUCGAACAACCUGGGCUCGAUACACGCUGCUCAACCGAGUAUGAUAAAGUGUUGAAUUUGGUGGGAAACCGCUUUCUCUUGGAAUCUAUUAAUUUGACGAAGACCGGGGGGCGAAUGUUGCAGGCAGGAUGGCUUGGCGGCUUGGAGCCGGUCAAAGAUUUCAAUCCAAUGCUGCAGAUGAAAUCCGGGGUUCAUUUUAGCCUCUUCCACAGCAAAGAGCUGGGCACGGCCGGUUUUCCGUUCUCGAAAAUUCCUCUGCAGAGUAUUGUUGAACAGAUCGAAAAGGGGGAGUAUGAUGCCCAGCCAUCGCACGUCUUUGAUUACACUGAAAUCCGUCGCGCACAUGAGCUCAUGGACACUGGGAAUGCGGGGGGGAAGAUUGUGGUCAAGAGAUACUGA
Penicillium lagena is the source of this 981-nucleotide messenger RNA. RefSeq lists its product as uncharacterized. The coding region runs from base 1 to 981 and encodes 326 amino acids. The record is from RefSeq and is a predicted model, not a curated record. The transcript has a single exon. Lineage: Eukaryota; Fungi; Ascomycota; Eurotiomycetes; Eurotiales; Aspergillaceae. Gene Ontology annotation, molecular function: oxidoreductase activity.